UCGCAAAGUAAGGUUAUCGCCACAUGUCAGGCAAAUGUAUCAGAAAACGUAACAACAUAAUCUCCUAGUAUAGGACUUUGAAAAAUGGCAAAUCUAUCUAGCCCCAUGGUUAUGGAAAGCGAAAUUGAAAUUCCGUAUUUACAUAAAUAUAAGGACGAUGCACUUUUCGAGAAAUGGAGAGGUUAUCCGGCUUAUUACGAGGACGAGGGCGAAGACGAUGAAGAAACCGAAUCCAAAGUGGAAUACGCAGAGAUCACGGACGAAACGUUGGGACAAAUUCAGCGAGAGUUAUGCCUAAUAAGAUUAUGUUGGCCAAAUAUGAUGGAUCACUCAGAAAAUUCUUACUUAGCGACGUUGUCUAGUAGCUACAGAGAAACUAGUGAAAAAGAAAGGGUUUUGCUGUGGUAUGCUGAAAAUUUCCGGAAACAGUAUCAUACAAUUUACACGGAUCGAAAGCCCCUGUUCCUCGCAUGCAACAAUGAAUGCGGAGUUCAGAAGUUCGUCUCUACUUCCAUUCGGCGAAGCACAUUACCUUACCCAGAACUGUACACGUGGCAAGGAUGCGCAAAAUUCGUUAGCGACUACGUGAUAUACGUCCCGCCCAAGAGAGCACUCAUUACGCCUAGUCAUUUGCGGUCUCCAACAUGGGUAUUAACUACACAUCGUGGGAACAGCUUCGAAUGUGCCACAUUUUUAGUGAGCUUGCUGCUAGGUGAGGGGUACAAUGCGUACGUAGUCAGUGGCUAUGCCUCCAGGGAGCAAGUGCGGUGCGACAUGACCAAGAGGACUUGUCCUUACCUACCAAAACGGAAACCUUCUCCACCCUCGGCGAAACCAAAGGAUACCUCUAAGUACCGGUUAAAACCUCCACCGGAUCUUAGGAGUCAGUUUCUCUUGGAAAUGGAAGCCAGAGAACAUCGGAGAAAAGAAGAGGAGCUUCACCGUCAAGAGGAAGAACGUCGGAGAAAUAUACAGGAAUUGGAGAAACCACCUCCGGACAGUUAUUGGGGACGUAGGAUACACGCAUGGGUGGUUGUUCUGCCGGACCGAGGAGGAUCCAGAGAGCACCAGGAAGUGUCCGAGCCUUUCUUCAUAGAGCCAGCUUCCGGGCAAUCCUAUUUCCCGAAGGAACACGAGACCGGUCUUCUCUAUUUGGGGGUAGAGAGCAUUUGGAACGACCAAAAUUACUGGGUGAAUAUGCAGACAUGUUCGACAGGAUGUGCCGAUAUUGACUGGGAUUUGAGUAAUGUGGAGCUCUGGGAGCAUCUCUUGUGUGGCGAGCCCUGGACGAUGCGAGGCUCGGACGAAGAGGGCACCGAGGAAGAGAUCGAUAUACAGCGGGACAAACACUUGGACAUGCCGAUGUCCUAUGUGGACAAAAUUGACAUCAAUAGCCUAGAUUUCGAAAGACGAUACCCAAACGGUUCAAAGACGAUAUUUUAUAAGAAGACCAAGGUUGAAUUAUACGCUCCCUAUGUCCAAAUGGAUGGCCUGGGGCAGCGUCUUACUAUUUAUGAGGAUUAUGAGUAUAUGACAGCCUUGAGCAUACAGGAACAAUAUGUGAAUAGAGCCGACAGACUCGUAGAGUCCAGGAAAGACUUGGAAUUGGAAUGGGUCGUGGAUUUUUACGCAAGAGGACGACCAGAUGCUUGCAAAGAGCAUCAUUAUUUCAUGACCGGGCAAGAUACUGUGAGCGACGAGAGAAUCUUACAGUUUUAUGACGUCGUUCGGCUCGAUGGUCUCUCUUGUAUGGAAAUGCAUCCUACUUACUUGAAGCAAGAAUACAUUGGCCGCGAAGACUUUCUGUAUUAUCGAUACGUCGAAUACUCCAUUGAAGACGUUAAUGAUAGAAAAAAGCGCCAAGUUUGGAAAAUAACCGAAAAAUAUCACAGAAACGAUACGAUUCCGGCAGGCAAGGACAUCGCCAUUCGAGAAUUUGAUUUACGGCAAAAUGAAAUACAACUUAAGUAUCAUUAUGAUAAAGGACAAGGUACCAGGGCUACUCGUACGUUUAUAAAACCACCCAUAGCAGAACGUGGUGACAGACUCACUUUCCAUCCAGACAUGACUCACGGUUACGACCCAGAUCCAAUGGCCCUUCCCAAGACGUCUCUUAAUUUAUUUUAUGAACUAGACAAGCAGCUAAAAGACGAAGAACGUUGCUUAUCUUACAUUAGGGACGCCGAAAUGGAAAUUGGCACGUUCCUAAAAACUCGCCAUUCAGAAUAUUUUAUGCCGAAAUUAACAGUCUCACCUUUUGAUAGAAACAGAAAUGAGGAUGCUAAAGCAAGGAUGUUCGCGAAAGAGGAAAUGUUACGUGCUCAAUGUCAACGAGAAGUGGAAGAGGACGUGGACAUCUUGGGGCCCUAUUUAGCAAGAAUCGGAAAUCCUACUAUUUUAGGGAAAGCUCAAGCGAUACAAAUACGCCAAGACUGCCUUAAUGAUUUCAAGAAAAUGGUUAUAGACAGAGCGAAUUCCAUUUUGCGGAUGUUCGAGAAAUGCAGCCAAGAGUUAGAAAAGACUCAGUCAAUGUUGGUGCAGGCGGAGGGUUUAACGAGAGAAGAAGAGGAAAGAAUCCUAAAUGAAACUAAUGAGAUGAAUUUUUAUUUACACACCUUGGAAGUCAGAUUAAAUCGACAUCGGGAUUUGGUUCCUGAACGAUACCGGAUGAUGUUGAAUAUGCUCCGAGAGGAUGGUCGUCUUUCGGUCCUUUAUUAAAACACUUUAAUGAUGAAAACACGAAAAUAC
Orussus abietinus is the source of this 2748-nucleotide messenger RNA. RefSeq names its product dynein regulatory complex subunit 7. Gene Ontology annotation, biological process: flagellated sperm motility. Gene Ontology annotation, cellular component: motile cilium. NCBI's taxonomy places the organism in Eukaryota, Metazoa, Arthropoda, Insecta, Hymenoptera, Orussidae. Bases 85 to 2718 code for a protein of 877 amino acids. The record is from RefSeq and is a predicted model, not a curated record. The transcript is spliced from 11 exons.